GCCCGCCGCGCCCGCCCCGCCCCUUCCGGUGACGUCGCGCGCGCGUGCGCGGCCCCGCCCGCCGCCGGGCGGCGGGACGGGCUGUUCCCCUGGCGACCGGGAAGCCUCCCGCCAUCUUUGCGCGGGGCAAGCCCGCUUCCGGUCGCGGCGCCGAGGCGGAAGACGUCUCUGCUGAGGUGUGACAGCCGCCGGCGCAGCGUCCCUCGGCGGCGCGGGCGCCUUCCCGAGCCCCGGAGCGGAGGCCGCGCCCCGGAGCCGCCCCCGGAGCCGCCGGCCAUGGCGGCGGGCGCGGAGCCCCGACGGCUGCUGCCGCCGCUGCUGCUGCUGCUGCCGCUGCUGCCGCCGCCCUCGGCCCCCGCCACGGCGCCCUCCGAUCGAGCCCGCGGCGCGCACGCGGUCAACCCAGACGAGCUGCUGGUGAUCACCGUGGCCACGGCGGAGACCGAGGGCUACCGGCGUUUCCUGCAGUCGGCCGAGUUCUUCAACUACACCGUGCGGACCCUGGGCCUGGGCCAGCAGUGGCGAGGCGGGGACGUGGCCCGCACGGUCGGCGGCGGCCAGAAGGUCAGGUGGCUCAAGCAGGAAAUGGAGAAACACGCGGAGCGGGAAGACAUGGUCGUCAUGUUCGUGGACAGCUACGACGUGAUUCUGGCGGGCAGCCCCACGGAGCUGCUGAGGAAGUUUGUGCAGAGCGGCAGCCGGCUGCUCUUCUCCGCCGAGAGCUUCUGCUGGCCCGAGUGGGCGCUGGCGGAGCAGUACCCCGAGGUGGGCAGGGGGAAGCGCUUCCUCAACUCUGGAGGGUUCAUUGGCUUCGCUCCCACCAUUUAUCACGUCGUGCGCCAGUGGAAGUACAAAGACGAUGACGAUGACCAGCUGUUCUACACCCGCCUGUACCUGGACCCCGGGCUGCGGGAGAAACUCAAGCUCAAUCUGGACCAUAAAUCCCGGAUCUUCCAGAACCUCAAUGGAGCCUUAGAUGAAGUGGUCUUAAAGUUCGACCAGAAUCGAGUGCGCAUCCGAAAUGUGGCCUACGACACGCUUCCUGUUGUGGUCCAUGGGAACGGCCCCACUAAGCUGCAGCUCAACUACCUGGGCAACUAUGUCCCCAACGGCUGGACUCCCGGGGGAGGCUGUGGCUUCUGUAACCAGACCCGGAGGGCACUCCCGGGGGGGCAGCCUCCCCCCCGGGUGCUGCUGGCCGUGUUUGUGGAACAGCCCACCCCCUUCCUGCCUCGCUUCCUGCGGCGCCUGCUGCUCCUGGACUACCCCCCCGACCGGAUCUCCCUCAUCCUUCACAACAACGAGGUGUUCCACGAGCCUCACAUCGCGGACGCCUGGCCAAAGCUCCGGGACCACUUCUCAGCCGUGAAACUCAUCGGCCCGGAGGAGGCGCUGAGCCCCGCAGAGGCCCGGGACAUGGCCAUGGAUAGCUGUCGGCAGAGCCCCGAGUGCGAGUUGUACUUCAGCCUGGAUGCUGACGCCGUCCUGACCAACCGGGGCACCCUGCGCGUCCUGAUUGAACAGAACAGGAAGGUCAUCGCGCCCAUGCUUUCCCGUCACGGCAAGCUGUGGUCCAACUUCUGGGGUGCCCUGAGCCCAGACGAGUACUACGCCCGCUCCGAGGACUACGUGGAGCUGGUGCAGCGGAAGCGAGUGGGCCUGUGGAACGUGCCCUACAUAGCCCAGGCCUACCUGAUCCGCGGGGACACCCUGAGGACGGAGCUGGCGCACAGGGACGUCUUCUCCGGCGGCGACGCCGACCCCGACAUGGCUUUCUGCAAGAGCCUCCGCGACAGGGGCGUCUUCCUGCACCUCAGCAACCAGCAGGAGUUCGGCCGGCUGCUCGCCACGGCCCGCUACGACACGGAGCGCCUGCACCCCGACCUCUGGCAGAUCUUCGACAACCCUGUGGACUGGCAAGAGCAGUACAUUCACGAGAACUACAGCCGCGCGCUGGCCGGGGCCGGGCUGGUGGAGCAGCCAUGCCCAGACGUGUACUGGUUCCCGCUGCUGACAGAGCAGAUGUGUGACGAGCUGGUGGAGGAGAUGGAGCACUACGGCCAGUGGUCGGGAGGACGGCAUGAGGACUCGCGGUUGGCGGGGGGCUACGAGAACGUCCCCACCGUGGACAUCCACCUGAAGCAGGUGGGCUUCGAGGACCAGUGGCUGCAGCUGCUGCGGACCUACGUGGGGCCCAUGACCGAGCACCUGUUCCCCGGCUACCACACCAAGACGCGGGCAGUGAUGAACUUCGUGGUCCGCUACCGGCCGGAGGAGCAGCCCUCUCUGCGGCCGCACCACGACUCGUCCACCUUCACCCUCAACGUCGCCCUCAACCGCAAGGGGGCGGACUACGAGGGAGGCGGCUGCCGCUUCCUGCGCUACGACUGCAGAAUCUCAUCCCCGAGGAAGGGCUGGGCCCUGCUGCACCCCGGCCGCCUCACGCACUACCACGAGGGGCUGCCCACCACCCGCGGCACCCGCUACAUCCUGGUGUCCUUCGUGGACCCCUGACCCUGGCCGGCCAGACCGCCACUGUGCCUAGCGGGCAGCCGCUCGCCGUUCUGAGAAGGGCUCUGCCUGCGCGCCGGGUGUGCCCGCGCGCCGGGCCCGCAAGCGCUGGCCCCCGCAGCCAGCAGCCAGCAGCCAGCAGCCGUCCCAGGAGCCCACGGAGCCCACGGACUCGGGGAGUGCACUCGCUCCCGGCCUGAUAAGUUAUUGAGCCUCACUGCCUCACUGUCAAUAAAAGGGUGUUUGUACCCGCUGGGUCCACAGAGCA
Messenger RNA from Psammomys obesus (fat sand rat), 2779 nucleotides. It is a transcript of the gene Plod3, whose product is annotated as procollagen-lysine,2-oxoglutarate 5-dioxygenase 3. The transcript has 19 exons. NCBI's taxonomy places the organism in Eukaryota, Metazoa, Chordata, Mammalia, Rodentia, Muridae. The coding region runs from base 277 to 2514 and encodes 745 amino acids. Gene Ontology annotation, biological process: peptidyl-lysine hydroxylation. The record is from RefSeq and is a predicted model, not a curated record. Gene Ontology annotation, cellular component: endoplasmic reticulum. Gene Ontology annotation, molecular function: iron ion binding; procollagen-lysine 5-dioxygenase activity; L-ascorbic acid binding.